UGCUGAGAAACGAAUUAAACUUUUGUUCUCAAGUGUUUCUGUUCGAAACAAGCGGAUGUGACCAUAAGAUAUAAUACAAUAGUGUCCGGAACAGAUUUCUCCGAAGUAAACUAGUAAUCAUGAGGGCUUCGUAAUAAACCAUUGCAUUACUAAGAAUGCAUUUCUAAAUUGCAUUUCUGUUGGUUGUUUUUUUUGGUGUUCAAAGGGUUUUAAUAUGGACCUACAGUUUGGUGAAUAAAAAUGUUUUAGCUGUGUUUACAGGAUAAAGGAUAUUAGAUUGACAUGGACGAUCUCAGCGCUCUGGACGUUCUGGAUGAAAGGACUAUUCUCGCAAGCCUCAAAUACAGAUAUCAAAGGGACAAAAUAUACACUUUCUUGGGCGAUGUCCUUGUGGCUAUCAACCCGAACAAGACCUUACCAAUCUACUCACAGCAGGACCAUGAACGCUACCAAUCUGAGCUCUGUGAAGAAUCCCCUGCACCACAUGUUUACUGGACAGCUGAGCAAAGCUACCGGAGACUCACUCGAUCCCGCCAAAACCAGUGUGUCCUGGUCAGUGGGGAGUCAGGCACCGGCAAAACAGAGUCGACCAAGUUUUUUAUUGACCACAUCUCCUUUCUGUGCAACACCACAAGCCACAAGCUGAACGAGAAGAUCACAAGGUUGAAUCCACUGUUGGAGUCUUUCGGCAACGCGGUGACCCCCAUGAACUCCAACUCCAGCCGUUUCGGCAAGUUGAUUGAGCUCAUGGUGGACGAAGGGGGAGAGUUAACUGGAGCAAAAAUCCAAGAUUAUCUUUUGGAGAAAUCACGAGUUGUGAGUCAGGGCCCUGGAGAGCGAAACUUCCACAUCUUUUACCUGUUGUUUGCGGGGCUGAGCAGAGACCAGAAACAGACCUUCAACAUUGGACCUGUGACAGAUUUUCGAAUAUUGAGCCAUGGAAGGGCUCCAGCCUUUUCCAGAGGCAGCGCGAGUACACUGAAGGAAAAGUUCAAUGAUCUCAUGGAAUUGAUGUCGUCACUGGGGUUUAUUGAAGACGACGUCACCACAGUCCUGGUCAUCCUGUGCGCCAUUUUACAUCUGACCAACAUCACAUUUGAGCUGGCAGUGGAUGACUCAGAUGGAGUGCGUGUUGUGCCUGGACAGUCUCUUGACUCGGGUCAAUGGCCGUGCUGUGCUGAAGUCCGAACGAUAUUGUUCUUUUCUGUAAGCCGUCUAAGAUUGCCUUUCUUUGAACCAAUAGGAGAAACUGUAAAGACGAGCAAAAAGAGACACGAGGCAGAAGAUGGAAGGGAUGCCCUUGCAAAAGCUCUCUAUUCAAGACUUUUUGGAUGGAUUGUUGGUCAGAUUAAUGUGCAUUUACAGCCGGAUUCAUCCUCUGGGGCUCAUGUAAACACUCUGUCCAUUCUGGAUUUCUCGGGAUUCGAGAAGUUGACCAAGAAUCAGUUCGACCAACUGUGCAUCAACACUGCAAACGAGAGACUGCACCAGUACUUGUGCCAUCAUAUCUUCAACUUGGAGAGACAAGACCUAACGGCUGAAGGGGUGGAUGUGGAGCAGGUCAACUUUGACGACAACCAGUCGCUGAUAGACUUGUUUUUUCAGAAACCGCAAGGCCUGUUCUACCUUCUGGAUGAGGAGUCUAGUUUCCCACAAGCAACAGACAACUCCCUGGUGCGAAAACUGAACACUGUCUGUUCUAGCAGCACCCACUUCCAGGCAGCUCGUUCAGACCCUCUGGCCUUUACUAUUUUGCAUUAUGCUGGACAGGUUUUAUACGACGCGCACGGUAUGCUGGAACGAAACAGAGACAGUCUGGGUUCGAACAUUGUUGAGCUGAUGCUGGACAGUAACGAUGCUAUGGUUCGGCUGCUUUUCACAGCACCAGAGAAUGCCACAGGGUCCUACUCGAGGUCUUUCAGCACCGGCAAAAUGAGAGCACAAAUUUUCUCUUCGUCUGAUGAUCCAGCUGAACUAUCUGAUGGUAAACGAAUCAGUGGCGACAACUCAAGUUUACCAACCUCUUACCAUUAUGUUUUUGCUUUUUUCUCAUUUAAGAAAUCUCUAAGUGAGCUGAUUCAGAAACUGGAGAUCAGCCAGCCUUGGUUCAUCAGAUGUGUACGGCCAAACGACAGUUCGACUGCAAACCAAUUCAAAGACACCAUUGUCUUGUCACAGCUUCGCUACAACGGAUUGAUGGAAAUUGCCAAAAUACGGAGAGACGGCUAUCCAGUGAGGAUAAAGUUCAAGGACUUUGUCGACGAGUUUCGGGACAUCGGCUUCGAGACUUCAGUGCGCCUCUAUGGAUCUCCCGCUGAGGCAAGAGUGAUCGUCAACGCCUGCCAGCUGAAAGGAUCCGCUGUAGGUCGGACAAAGAUUUUCCUGAAAAACGGCCAGAGGGACAUUCUGGAACACAAAUUGGACGCUCUUAGACGCGAAAGAGAGAGAAAAUUAAAAGAAGAAGAAGCCCGAAAAAGAAGACAGGAGAUGGAAGCGGAGUCUGGAGGACUAGAGCCACCAGCUGACUAUGAAACAAAGGAAGACACAAGUGUAAGAGCGGUCCCAGAACAGCCUCUGAGAACUCCUACAACGAAAAAGACAGUUGGAUUUUCUCAUGGCGAGACUCUUUCGGACGAUUCGUCAUCGCACCAGAAGGUGAGACACUGGAUUGAAAUGAACGAAGACUUGGAGGAUGUUUUAGAAGAAGCAGAGCCUUCUCCUCGACUACAUCUUAGCCAGGACAAUGAUGUUACCGUCCCGUCUGUUAAGGCUGGUCCUGAAACAGAGUCCUUGUCUGAUCGAGAGACUGGAUUGCAGGACAGACCGCCAUGGGAUCGGUUUCAAGUCGUUCCCCGAGAUGGUUACCAGGAUCACCCGAGCGCUCAACGUGGCGUGAAAAUCUUCAAGGUCGUCUGCUACUUUUUGAUUUUCUCUCUCGUUCUGGGAGGCGCAGUGGUCAACAAAGUAGCUAUGCUGACUCUGACUUCCAGCGUGGUGAAGGUGAGUAAGCACACGUCAGACAGUGGUUCAAGCCCUCAGGCAAUGCUGGUCCUCAUCGCCAUCUGCUUUCCUUACCUAAGUAACGCUGUGGCUUACAGUAGCCGCUCGCUCUUUGGCAACACAGGCUGGCCGGGCUGGAGGAUGACCUUUGCGAUGCUCGGCGUAGAGCUAUGUCACACGACAGGGCUGUGUCUCAUGGCCUUCAGAGUCCUACCCCAGGUGGACUUACUAAGAGCCCUGAUUGUGAUGGCGACAACCUUCCUGGUCCCGUCCACUCUGAGAAUGAUCUGCUCCUUCCAAGGACACGCCGCCAGCAGAUGGGUCAAGUUGGUAAAGUUUGUCAUUGCCAUCCUGUGCACUGGUAUCCAGGUGACCAGUGUAGUGGUGAUGACGUACACCAGUUUCACCCUGACGGAGCAGCAGAAGAAUGACCUGAUGGACCGCUCCCAAAGCCUCACGGGAGUCUCAGACAUACACCUAGAGCAGGCACCGAGGUCUUCAGGCUCUUUUCUUUGGGAGAUUCCAGCCUCUCUCAUCCUCGUCUCUGUUGGCUACUGGGAGAACUACCUGGACAAAGACAUUAAAAUAUAUAGGUGGACGCUUGCCUUUAGCUCCUGGAAAAAAGACAUUCACCUCGUUCGACAACGGUUGUAUAUUUUCCUGAGCUUCUGGAAGAUCGCCUGGUCUAUCUUGCUCACCGUUGUUUUUGUCGAGGGAUUUGACUUCACCAUCACCUUCCCGACGAUGCCAGACGACACCCCAGAAGAUGAGAAGAGCAUGUCACCGACAGAGCUACAUUUAGCUCAAUACGGGGCCCUUUAUUGCUGUCUCCUCUGUUCCGUUCUCUGCACGUACUUCUCUGGUUUGGCAUGCAAACUUAACAUGCAGCGGAUCUCCUUCUCCCUCCCUAUGACGCUCGUGACACCGGUGAGUGCUGGAGUCGUCUUGCUCCGAUGUAAGCUUGGCCUGCUUCAGGUGUCCGGGGCCUGCUACCUGUGGGUGUGUCCAGAAGACUGGGCACAGGAUCAGUUCUAUCAUGUGUUGCUGCUGGUGGGGGUGUGGCUGUCGCAGUGUCUGAUCGCAGGACAUAUAUGGCAGGCCAACUCGGAGAGGAUGGCGAAAAUCGACAAGUUAUUCGUGACACCAAUGCGCUGCUCUAUCCUGACAGAACAGACACUGAUGCUACGACGUCGCACACCUCAGAACGAGAAAAGUUUGCAAAAGGGUUUGGACGAGAUGAACUAUGUGUCUCGCAGCUUGGACACCCCAGUACCCCAGAUCUACGCCUGCGCAACCAUGUGGCACGAGACACGUACUGAAAUGACCAAUCUUCUCAAGUCAAUUUUCAGAAUGGACAUUGAUCACAGUGCAAGAGCAAUUGCUCAGAAAUACUACAAAAUCCGGGAUCCUGACUACUAUGAGUUUGAGGCUCACAUUUUCUUCGACGAUGCCUUUGACUUGUCGGACGAUGCCAAAAUUGUUCCCAAUUCGUUUGUUUUAAGACUUAUCGAGUGUUUGAACGAAGCAAUCAGGUGAUGUACCUCUACUAUCUGCUGGGCUACAACAUUUUGGCGGCAGACGAGAACCUGGCAGACCUGGAACUGGACAAGACGAGCUCCCAGAAUGACGCCAACGGAGACAAGAUACGCUUGACGUCAGCACAGCUGAGGCGACGUCGGCGGAGCGCAUUUUUCUCUCGAAGCGUUUUGUUCAAUUACGUCACAGAAGAUGUUCAAAGCAAGGCUGAAAACACCUACAUCUUGACCUUGGAUGGUGACGUAGACUUCCGGCCUGAAGCAGUGCGUUUAUUGGUGGACAGGAUGAAGAAAAACAAAAAGGUCGGGGCAGCUUGCGGAAGGAUUCAUCCCAUUGGAUCAGGCCCCAUCGUGUGGUACCAGCAGUUCGAGUACGCCAUUGGCCACUGGCUUCAGAAGGCCACAGAGCAUGUGUUUGGCUGCGUCCUGUGUGCCCCUGGCUGCUUCAGCCUGUUCCGCGGCUCUGCUCUAAUGGACGACAACGUGGCCCGUAUGUACGCCACCAAGUCUACGGAGGCCGGCCAUUACGUGCAGUUUGACCAGGGUGAGGACCGUUGGCUCAGCACCCUCCUCCUGCAGCAGGGUUAUCGCAUUGACUACAGCGCGGCGGCAGAUGCCUUCACACAAGCUCCGGAGACUUUUAAUGAGUUCUUUAACCAGCGACGCCGAUGGGGACCUUCGACUUUGGCGAACAUUCUGGACCUUUUGGGGGACUGGAGGAAUACCGUGCACAUCAACGACAACAUCAGCAGUCUGUAUGUGUUCUACCAGACCAUGAUGUUUGUGUCGACCUUGCUAGGGCCAGCGACUGUGCUGCUCAUGAUGGCAGGAGCCUACCAGGUAGUGUUCAAGAUCACGGUAUUUGAGUCAUAUUGCCUGUCCAUCGCCCCGGCAGCCGCCUACGUGUUGUUGUGCAUGUUCGCCAAGUCCGACACACAGCUCUCCGUGGGGGCCGUCAUGAGUGCUGUCUACGCAAUUGUCAUGACAGUGGUGCUGGUGGGGACCAUAGGAACGGCAAUCAGUGGCUCUAUCACCAGCCCCAAUGUCAUAUUCAUGGUGAUGCUCAGUGUGAUCUUCAUCACUUCAGGCUUUAUGCACCCUCGUGAGCUCGGCUGCCUUGUCCCAGGGGCUCUCUACUUCAUCUGUAUCCCGGCCGGAUAUCUGGUGCUCACCAUCUACUUUCUGACCAACCUGCACGUUGUCUCAUGGGGAACACGAGAGGUGCCUAAAAAGAAGACCAAGGAAGACUUAGAGAAGGAGAAGAAGGAGCAGGAGAAGAAAGAGCAGAGGAAAAUGGAGAGGAAAAGUGGUGUUCUCGGGUGGCUCGGUGUCAAAUACGUGUUCUCGGAAAUAGGAGAACUGAUCAAGCAGUUCAGAGCCUUGAUCUUUGAGACUGUCCGCUCCAAAGACAAAGACAGAACCGAGACGAAGUCCACAUCUAAAAAACGCAGUAACUCCACCUCUUACACAAACGAGUUGCUCCAGCAACUGGUUGAGGAGUUGAAAGAAGGCCGACGGAUGCAGUCGACCAAGCUUGACGAUGCCGAGAAAGGAUUCCUUGACGUCCCCAGCAAACAUUUGUUCCGUAAAGUGAGUGACGGUAUGAUCAGUUCACAUGUCGGUGCUACUGGGAACGUCGACGACCAUCAGGCCAGCUCUCUUCACAACGAUAUUCGCACACAGUCAGUCUUUCCUCCUCAGAACUCUGUGGCCCCGGCAUCAGUGAUGACGUCACCGAGUUUCACUAUCAGAGAGGACCCAGCUAGACCCGCCUGGAUCUUGCACCCGGCUCUGAGCGGAGGUUCAAUCAAACUGCUACCCGAGAGAGAGCGAAACUUUUGGUCUCAGCUCAUGGCCAAAUAUCUCUACCCGAUCAAUGAGGACGUACAAAGCAAAGAAAGAAUUCAUAAGGAUCUGCUAGCCUUGCGGAAUAAUGUUGUGUUUGCCUUUUUCAUGACGUCUGCCGUCUGGAUUGCGCUGUUUAUGCAGUUGGAAAUCUUGCAAGCAGAACUGAAGAAUCACCUUUUCGUUCACAUCCCGAGAAUCGACGGGGACGGCACUGUCAGUUUCCAGCCUCUUGGUCUAAUAUUCCUCUGCUGUUUCUCCAUCAUUUUGCUCCUGCAGUUCGUAGGCAUGUUCUCUCACAGAUGGGGCACGAUGCUUCACACUCUGUCGAUCACAGACAUCGGGGUCGGACGAGGCUUGAAAGAACAGGACAAAGUAAAAGACAUUAUUCUCAAGGUGAGUCAGCUGCAAAAAUUACGUAACAUUGAGAUGGAGCCAGAACCAGACUACGAAGAGCCUUUGCCGGACUACGUGGACGAUGGACAGAGCAACAACGUUCUCCCUGGGAGCUACGAGAACCCAGAGACACUUGAAGGCAACCAUGCGGGUCCAACGAUGAACUCAGUACCACAUAUAGACGAUCGUGUGACGCCAAGACACAACGUUGGGCUUCCUAUUCCCGACAACGCCAAUACAGGCACGAACGACAGACCCCCGUCUUUCCCGCCCUCCUACCACACUAACGAGGUCUGGCAUAAUCACAAUGAUCACAGAGGUGGUAGGGGCCGAGGGCGGGACGUUUUCGACAGGAUGGGGAACCCUCAAGCUUUUGCGUUAGAAAACGCAUUUGAACGAAGAUUCCGGAACGUUCUGCAACAGCAGAGACUAGGGGAACAGCCCGGGUACAACUCACUACGCCGUCGACACGACAGCCAUCACGACCAAGAGCAGCAUCAUCUUGACCUGCCAAUGCGACGUCUUCAGCCACCAACACAACCACAACGACAGCAGCAGAGAGGUGAGGGGCAUCACGGAGUAGCACGGUACGCACCGCAUCCUAAUCCAGCCCCGAGGUUCUCGGGAAAUCUUGGCUUUUCUUACCUGGGCUCGAAUCCUGAUCCUAUGCCAAGAAGUUUCAACUACGAGAUCGUCUAACUUUGUUGCUUAUACAGAAGCAGAGGUGCCCUUUCCAAUCCACACAGAGCACAUAAAGAGACGUUUUUGUUUGUAACAUUCAUUUUGUAGUUUAACCCUUACAAGUCGUGAGCCUGCUCCCUAUUUUGUGGAGGCAAGUUUAGUUAAAAAUAUGUAAAAGGGUAGAUCAUUUAUUUUUCCAUCAUAAAAGUUAAGUUUUAAACAAGAAAUGUGUAUUUAUAACCAAAAUUUGGAAAGGAAUGAAGAUUUUAUACUAUGAAGAUACAGUUAUAGUACCAGCAAACAGACAUUUACUUUGAAUGAGGAAAACAAGAAAAUGCAACAAAAAGCGUCUAGUAAGUGGACGUAACGACUUCUUAGAGUUAAAUUACAGUUGUCAUAAUAUCUGAUUAUAUUAGGCUCGCCCUAACUUCCAGUGCGCACAUAUUUUAUAUAAUGUUCAUUGCUUUGACUUGUACUACUGAUUAUACCAUUCUGUUGUUUAUUAGUAUUUCUCAUUGUAAUGCAAUAUCUCAAAUCGCCUCGUAGAUUACAGGUUAAAAAUAUUCGGUCUCAAAACGUGUUGUAACCAACCAUUUUGAGCUGCAACAAUAUAUCUAUAUUUUGUCUUUAACAGUAUGGGCACGAUGAUUCAAAUGAUCAGAUCUUUUUAAUUUUUUCACUCUUUGGAUAUAAAAUGGAUUUCACGACACUAGUCCACUAUUUGCACAAACUAUUUUUUACACUUACACCUACCAUUUUGUCAUAAUAAUGCAUUUUAAUCUCCUACGGUACUUUACUUGGCCUGUGCUCAAAAGUUAUGUCCUGCAUUUUUUUGUAUCUACGGUUUCCAGUUUGACAGAUGUGUCUCGUUCUAUAUUUUCUUAUUUAACUUAUAUAAAAGAUAAUAUUAUUUUAUCAUAGUUACCUUUUUUGUCACGUAUAAUUGAUCUAUUAAAGCUUUUCAAAACU
Aplysia californica (California sea hare) is the source of this 8426-nucleotide messenger RNA. RefSeq lists its product as uncharacterized. The record is from RefSeq and is a predicted model, not a curated record. NCBI's taxonomy places the organism in Eukaryota, Metazoa, Mollusca, Gastropoda, Aplysiida, Aplysiidae. Gene Ontology annotation, cellular component: myosin complex. Gene Ontology annotation, molecular function: ATP binding; cytoskeletal motor activity.